AUGGCUACGGAUACUCGUGCAAACCCUUCUGCUCUGAGAAAGUUCAAUGAGGCCACCGUCGCCUAUAUAGUCCCCGCCUUUCUCGUAGUACUCAACGUGAUGGAUUCCUAUCAGACCAAUGAAUUCAAUAUAGCCGCUGGUAUAUACUUGCUCUUUUCUUCGUUAUAUAAUGACGAAGAGCCUGAAAAUCCCGAGCCUAAGAAGACUGCGUCCGAGAAAGACAAAGCCUCGAAGAAAUCUCGCAGGCUAUUGGCCACCUUUGGAGCAUGUAUUGUGCUACUCUUUGGUUUGGAGCCUGUCUUUAGUAGAGUCGCCGAUCUCUGUUUUGAACUUUUUUACAGCGGUGAACCAUUCGAACAAACGUUCCUUAACGGAUAUGCUGGACAGGACCAAGAGAUUCGUUAUCAAUUUCGGGCCGUGAAGAGUGACCGUUGUAUCCCAGAUCAAUCCAUGAUCGUGGGAGCAAUUGAUCAUCACAUAAAGACGCAUGGGUGUAAACUUCGCCAAACUGAAUGCUUGGAUCUGACCAAGACAUUUAGCGGUUUUCUUCUCAUCGGCCCGACUAGAGCUUUCGACAUGAACCUUUACUGCGGGCCUACCCUCAGUUUCAAUACCGUUUGCGAUCUUGAAGAGAGGGACUCUCAGGUAGGUAUUUGA
Messenger RNA from Fusarium sp. VM40, 657 nucleotides. NCBI's taxonomy places the organism in Eukaryota, Fungi, Ascomycota, Sordariomycetes, Hypocreales, Nectriaceae. The record is from the annotation of a GenBank genome assembly.